AUGGCGAGUGGCUCGUCAAGAGACCACCCUCCUCCUUGUUGUAGGCCCCCCCCCUGCUUUGCAUUCCCAAAUACGCAUGAUCCUGUCGAGCAUGUGGCUUUGACGUAUCCGGGGGGCCCCAUUGCUUUUGCUUCCCAUGCGGAGGCAUUGGCCUCCUCCUCUUUUGUUAAACGGAGGUGGGCGAUCAUGCUGCUGCGGAAGCUCCUGCCUGGAGUGCCGCUGCAAAAGCAGCUUGCAGCAGACGGAGCGUGGCUUCUGCCAUCUUCGAAGUCUCUUUCUGGCCUUAUUAUAGGCGUGGUACAAGAGGGGGCCCACGUUGAGGCCCCUCCGGAGGACCUUGUGGAGGUGUGGAGACAGAGAAGUCCUCAAUGUGGGGAGCAAGCGACAAGAGGCGCAGGGAUCGUAGCGGAGGAUACACCCCGAGGGGCCCCCUUGCUGCGGCUACCCAGAGCUCUGCUACUGUCAACUGCAGACGCUCCAGCCUUCAUUAGAGACAACUGUCUGCUAGAGAGCAGCAGACCUAGGCAAAAGCAGCAGAAACAGCUCACGCCGUGCAGCUCUGAGGAACUGCUGGCAGUCCUCUUGGUGAAGGAGUUGCUGUUGCUGAGGCAUCUGCGGAUGCAAGAGCCGACAGCAGCAGCAGCAGCAGCCUCAGGCUGCCUGCUACACACGAACAAGCGGAAUGCGCCUUACUUCGGGCCGUUCUUGUGGAAGGCCUUGUCUCUAGUGCUGCCACACCAGGCUGAGCAGCAGCAACAUCUGCAGCAACAACUGCUGCAUUUAGUCCGAGGCUCCCUAGCCGCUGAGCUAUCAGACGCAACACAGGACGACAUCAAGAUGGCUGUCUCCCUGGUGCACGCUCGGAGUGUGUGGGAUGGUGAAGGACAUGUCGCUGUCUCAGCUCUUGAUGAGCUUCAAGCAUACCACUGGAAUUCAGACUGGGCAAUCCAGCACGAAACCUCUGCAGAAGGCCUCGUUUGGAGGGCUCCUCGGGAUAUACGACGCGGCGAAAACCUAUUCGUAAACUAUGGGCAGUACAGCAACGCCCAUCUCCUAUUUCACUUUGGUGUGGAGUUGUCGGGAAAUCCUUGGGGUCCUGCCUUCUUUUGGAGAACAGAUAUAGGGGAGAUUCCCUACGCGGCACUGCCCAACGCAGUAACAUCCGUCUCCAUUCUGCGCUCGGCUGUAUCUUCUUCGUCCGCCCUCCCUUUAUGGCUCCAAGGCAGUGCGUGGGCCCCCAAGGAGGGGCCCUGUCAUCCUCCCCUGGAGGGCCCCUCUUGCGCUGCACCCAAGCUGGACUUUGAAGAACCCCGCGCGGAUCGCGUCUUUAGCGCUCAGGCCAUGAGCCCCGACGGGCAAAUCGGCAUUAUUUGCGAUCAACGCGUAUUUACCUUGCGCGCAUUCGGACGAGGAGCCUUUGUGCUCUCUCUCUUUGGGGCCGUCGGAGGAGUGGAUGCCACGGUUUAUAAGUGUGUUCGAGUCCUCAGAUUUGGGGAGGUUACUGAUGCAUUAGAGCGCGAAGUCUUGACCAGUCGUUUAUUUCAUGACGCCUGCAAGCAGCACCACGUGCAGCUGUCUCAGGCAGAUCAUGUGCUCAAAGGGGGCAUAGCAGCUACUGAGAAUCAGCUGCUGUUGCUCCAGCGAACAGGUCCGCCUGCAGCACUAGAGGAGGCCAGUGAAGAGCUGCAUCGACUCAAGGCAAUGCAGAGAGCAGCCCGCGGCAACAAACUAUUCACUGACAAGUGCAUACGGUACUUCUCGAAAAUCGUUUCCGCGCUUCAUCAAAAGAAAAGAGGAGCAAGGCGCAGAAAUACACAUCGGACCUGA
Molecule: messenger RNA, 1827 nt
Organism: Cyclospora cayetanensis
Lineage: Eukaryota; Apicomplexa; Conoidasida; Eucoccidiorida; Eimeriidae
Exons: 6
Coding region: 1-1827 (608 amino acids)
Biological process (GO): peptidyl-lysine monomethylation
Molecular function (GO): protein-lysine N-methyltransferase activity
Source: RefSeq, a predicted model, not a curated record